Molecule: messenger RNA, 2385 nt
Organism: Penicillium oxalicum
Lineage: Eukaryota; Fungi; Ascomycota; Eurotiomycetes; Eurotiales; Aspergillaceae
Product: TFIIH/NER complex ATP-dependent 5'-3' DNA helicase subunit RAD3
Exons: 4
Coding region: 1-2385 (794 amino acids)
Biological process (GO): positive regulation of mitotic recombination; nucleotide-excision repair; transcription by RNA polymerase II
Cellular component (GO): nucleus
Molecular function (GO): DNA helicase activity; hydrolase activity, acting on acid anhydrides, in phosphorus-containing anhydrides; ATP binding
Source: RefSeq, a predicted model, not a curated record
AUGAAGUUUUUCAUCGAUGACCUUCCGGUGCUGUUUCCGUACCCUCGCGUCUAUCCUGAGCAAUAUGCAUACAUGUGCGAUCUCAAAAAGACCCUCGAUGCCGGGGGUCAUUGCGUGCUGGAGAUGCCCUCUGGAACUGGAAAGACAAUCUCACUGUUGUCAUUGAUUGUUGCCUAUCAGCAGCAUUACCCAGAGCACCGAAAGCUGAUCUAUUGCUCACGUACUAUGUCCGAGAUUGAGAAGGCACUAGCGGAGUUGAAGGGACUGAUGAAGUAUCGGACGAAGGAGCUCGGCCAGGCGGAAGAAUUCCGUGCGCUUGGACUUACCAGUCGGAAGAAUCUUUGCCUGCAUCCCUCGGUCAAACGAGAGAAAAGUGGCACUGUGGUCGACGCAAGGUGCCGAAGCUUGACAGCGGGUUUUGUGAAGGAGAAGAAAGAAAGAGGAGAGGAGGUUGAUCUGUGCAUCUAUCACGAGAAUCUCGACCUCCUUGAACCGCAUAACCUAGUCCCCCCCGGUGUGUUCACUCUAGACGGCUUGACCCGUUAUGGAGAGGAACACAAGCAAUGCCCCUACUUCUCUGCUCGCCGUAUGAUGCCAUGGUGCAACGUCAUUAUUUACUCAUAUCACUACCUGCUCGACCCGAAGAUUGCCGAGCGUGUCUCACGGGAGCUGUCCAAGGAUUGCAUCGUAGUCUUUGACGAGGCUCAUAACAUUGACAACGUCUGCAUUGAAUCGCUGAGUAUCGACCUGAGUGAGGAUUCUCUCCGCAAGGCCACCAGAGGUGCCACGAAUCUGGAGCGGAAAAUCGAGGAGAUGAAGAGCACAGACGCCGAAAAGCUCCAGAACGAAUACUCGAAACUCGUGGAGGGCUUACAGCAAGCGGAACAGGCGAGAGAAGAGGAUCAAUUCAUCGCGAACCCAGUACUACCAGACGACCUUUUAAAAGAGGCCGUGCCAGGCAACAUUCGACGUGCAGAGCACUUUGUGUCGUUCUUGAAACGAUUCAUCGAAUAUCUGAAAACUCGAAUGAAAGUGACCCACACGAUUUCCGAAACACCACCAUCGUUUCUCACCCAUCUGAAGGACCUGACCUAUAUUGAGCGAAAGCCACUGAGAUUUUGCGCAGAGCGGCUCACUUCGCUUGUUCGAACCCUCGAACUUGUCAAUAUCGAAGAUUACCAACCACUCCAGGAAGUGGCUACUUUUGCGACCUUGGUCGCGACUUAUGACAAAGGUUUUGUCCUCAUUCUGGAACCUUUUGAGUCCGAAGCAGCUACGGUCCCCAACCCGAUUUUGCAUUUCACUUGCUUGGAUGCCGCUAUUGCCAUCAAGCCAGUGCUUGACCGGUUCAGCUCCGUCAUCAUCACUUCUGGUACCCUAUCGCCGUUGGAGAUGUACCCCAAAAUGCUCGGAUUUACGACUGUGAUGCAGGAGUCAUAUAGUAUGACACUUGCCCGUCGGUCCUUCUUGCCUAUGAUUGUCACCCGGGGCUCCGACCAAGCCCAAAUCUCCUCAUCGUUUGGUAUUCGCAAUGACCCUGGCGUGGUUCGAAAUUACGGCACUCUUGUCACCGAAUUCGCACGCAUUACGCCGGAUGGCGUCGUUGUAUUCUUCCCCUCGUAUCUUUACAUGGAAUCGAUCAUCAGCAUGUGGCAGGGCAUGGGUAUCUUGGAUCAGAUCUGGAAUUACAAGCUAAUUCUCGUCGAAACACCUGAUGCGCAAGAAUCUUCACUCGCUUUGGAGACCUAUCGAACUGCGUGUUGCAACGGACGUGGGGCGAUAUUGUUCUGUGUCGCUCGAGGGAAAGUUUCUGAGGGUAUUGAUUUUGACCAUCAUUACGGACGCGCUGUGCUUUGUAUAGGCGUCCCCUUCCAGUACACCGAGUCCCGCAUCUUGAAGGCGCGGCUUGAAUUCCUACGAGAAAAUUAUCGCAUUCGAGAGAACGACUUCCUCUCCUUCGACGCCAUGCGACACGCUGCGCAGUGUUUGGGUCGUGUGCUUCGAGGAAAAGAUGAUUACGGGGUCAUGGUGCUAGCUGAUCGCCGAUUCGAGAGAAAACGACCCCAGCUUCCAAAAUGGAUCAACCAGGCCAUGUUGGACAGUGAAACCAAUCUCAGUACGGACAUGGCCGUGGCCAACGCCAAAAGCUUCUUACGUACGAUGGCACAGCCGUUCAAAUCCAAGGAUCAAGAAGGGAUCUCUACCUGGAGCCUGGCUGAUAUUGAGCGCCAUGAAGCGAAGCGCAAGGUCGAGGAAGCCCGUAUGAUGCAUGGAGAUAUUGAUCCUGCCUAUCAAACGAAUCAAAUUCCCUCGACUUUGGCGAUCAUCGAAGACGAAUAUGACGACGACAUCGAUGAAGAUCUUCUGAUGCUGGAUGCCCAAUGA